AUGAGUACUCAGAAAGGUGUUAGAUUCACCUAAAACUAACCUUUUGGCACUUCAAUGUAAAAACAGUAACCAACAGCCUCAUCCAUGAAAACUUAGCAGACAAAAACUGUAGCUAAAAAUGAUGAUAACGAGUAUGAUGAUGACUUUGAGGAUUUUGGAGAUAAGCCAAGUCCUCAUCUAGCUAACAAAACUAAAUCAACAACAUCUAGAACUGCUAAUAUCAACAAUAGAGUUGGGAAUAACAAUAAUCAACAAACAAACAGUGUGUAAUAAGCAAGUGCAAAGUCUUAAAUAUCUGACGGAAGCAAGCAAAGAAUUAUUGACUUUGAGGAUAUAUAAGCUACUAAUAACACAAACCGAUACAUUAUCUACAAAUUUAUGAAAAAGGGUUUCACAUCUCUGACUGCUGAGGAUUUAGCUUGCACUAUGGUUAACCCUGACUUUACCAUCGACUUUAGAAAGAAUACAAAUGAAGAGUGGGCUACUCAGUAUCAAUACAAAGUCGUAGAGAGAUUAAACAAAUGCAAGUUCAAUUUGUAGUGGGUAACCCGCAAGUAGACAGAUGAUUAAUUCGAGCCAUUUUUCCAAAUGAUUAAAGAUGAUGACUUGAGCAGAGUUGUUGAAUACUUUAGAGUGGCUAAUUGCCAACCUAAUGAGAUAUUGGAUUCAGUUGAAAAGACCAGCAAAAAGAGUCCUCUACAUAUUGCUGCUGCUGAGGGCCAUUAAUCAAUGGUUGAAUACUUAAUCAAUAAAGGAGCUAGAAUUGAUGCUAGAGAUAAAUUGCUCAGGACUCCAUUACAUUUAGCUUGCUAAAGUGGACAUGCUACAGUAGUCAAGGUUUUACUAGAUAAUAAUGCUGAUCCAUAUGAGAAGGAUUAAAGUGGCAGAACAGCGAUGCAUUACGCUACAUGCUCAACCUGUGUGGAGCAGAUUGUGAUAUUAUGUGAGCAUGGUCCUGAUCUCGUUCAUAUGAAGGAUCAUGCAGGCCGUACUGCUCUUCACUAUGUUGUUUUCAAUUCUAUGACAAGACAGGUAGAGAUGGGACUGAAACUUCUAAAUUUUGGAGCAGACGUCAAUGCCCUAGAUAAUGAAAGAAGAACACCUCUGCAUCAUGCUGCUGAAGCAGGUAAGGCAAGAAUGAUUCCAUUACUUGUGUAAAGAGGCGCUUCAACUGGUACUAAGGACACUCUUAAAGGCAAGACACCUUUGGAGCUAGCCUGCUCAGAUCAUAUUAAGGAGUUAAUUAUAGUGCACAGUUCACCAACCUAUGUGCCUAAGUAGCAAGACCUUGCGUAAGGGCUAAGCGUUGAGGGUAACUAAAUGAAAAUAGAACCAGAGGCUUAUGACAUAUUUGGCAUGAAAUCCAAUAGCAACACCAAUAGAUCACCAAAGAAACCCAUUAACAAGCCUGCAAUCAACAAAAAGGUCAGAGUUGAAGAACAGAAGUACGUUGAGGAAGAUUAUUACGAGGGGAGUGUUCAAUAUUUCAAGAAUCCUCUUGGUCCACCUAAGGAAUGGGAGAAAGUCUAGGACAAAUUCCUGCCUUACAACAUGAAGAACUACUAGGAAAGAUUAGUUAUGUUCCUCAAAAGAGUCUAGGAAUUUGGCGUGUAGUCCUAUCAGCAUGUCAAGAAACCCUACCUAUUUACAGGCAGCUGGAUGGAAUAUGUCAGAAACAUGGAUGACCUAAUGCUUCAAAUAAACGGAACUAGACCUAAUGAAGCAGUUAUGAAGGUGUUCAACAUAUUCUUCCCUUAUGACAAGCCACUUCCACAUGGAAGAGGAGAUGAGCUAUCUCUUCAGGAUUUCUAUAAGGGUCUAAGCGGCUAGGUCAAUGAGAACAGAGAUUGUGACCCAGAUGUGCUUAAGAAAAACAUGGAAAACGAAGCUGAUGAUGAAUUGCAGAAGGCACUUAAAAAUAACUAAGUAGAAGAAAUUCAGGAUUUACUUGAUGUCAAGAGGUAACUAAUGGCUCUUGAAUAGAUCAAUAGCAUGCACUAAAUCACAAUUCAGGAGAAGGACGAGAAAAUUAGGCAGCUUCAAGACUAGCUCAGAAACCAAGCUGACUCCCAAGUGAAUAAACAAGUUGAUCUCAGAAACGAAGAGCAAUAUCUGGCUCUUUUAGCUGAGAAUGGUGAUCUGAAAAUUCAAAUAUCAACACUCACAGAAUACCUAAACAUGUCUCAGUCAAAACUUGAGGAGUUCACGAAACUCUUGGAAAGCGAUGAUUAGAGAAAGCGAAAGGAAAUGGAGGACAUGAAGAGCUUGUCAAAACUGCAGGAGCUAGAAAUAAGUAAAAAUGACCUUGAAAGAUAGCUGCUUCAAGAGAGGGAGAGAAACAGAGCACUCAGGUUUAAGGCUGGUUAAAUCUUUCUCACUACUCUGGAGAAAGGUGGCACUAUGCUGAAUGCAGCUAACCCAGCUAAAAACAAGAAGGGGGACGGAGACUAUUACCUUGAAGAUGACGAUGCUCUUAUGAGACUUCUGCAGAGAAUAUAGGUGCUUGGCUACAAUUUAUAACAAAAACUGAUUGAGGCUGGAGAACCAGAUGGUUCUGGAAUGAUAACGCAGACUCAGUUCGUGAAUUUCCUUACCAAGAUUGGUAUGACUCCAAAUGAUAUUCUUUCGAUCCAGAGAAUAGUUGGUUUCUAUGAAGGUGGCCAGCCAGUUCACAAACUAAAAAUUACAGACAUCAUGAUGAGGAUAUACGAGAGAUCAAAGAAACGAGGUUAGAUAGAGCAAGAGACGCUGCAAACUUUAGCCAACGAAUUCAGAUCUAAGGGCUAUGGAAUUCAAGAGGCAUUCUAGCACUUAGACGACAAUAGAAGUGGGACGAUUACAUUCGCAGAACUCCAAGAUGCCUUUAAAGCGAUGAAAAUAGAGGUAAGCAUCUAGAUACAGAGGAAUGUGCUCAAGCUGUUUGACAAGGACGGAGACAACAUGAUUAGUUUGGAGGAAUUCGAGAAACAGAUGUCGAAGUAUCUUGACACUGGCAAAGCAUUUGUGCCACAAGACAUCAAAGACAUCUAGAGCACCAAGAUAUCAGAUUAGAUGAAGAAAGAGUUAGUGGAGGAGAUGAAGCAAGAGGUGAAGCAGAAGGUUAACUACGACGACUACGGAUUCAAGCCCUUUGAAAUCGACGAGUACAAGAAGAAGGAGCAACUUAUAAUUGAAGCACUUAAGAAUGGCAAGUUGCCAGUUGAAAACAUCUCAGGCGAGAUCAAGGUCUAGUUCGAUGAAGGCCUCAACCUCAUAUCUGUGCCUGGCAAAGGGAUACCAAUCAUAGGUUUGAAUCUAGUCAGUUACACUUAAGAUGGCUAAAAAGUAGAACAAUAGUUGUACUCAACACCCUGUGUAAACUUCAGAGCCAAGAACAACUUCCAAGCUGCUGUCACUAUCCCCAUGAUUAACAAAGAUAAGAACAAAAUUUCUGAUUUCAUAACUAUAUCAUGUUUGAUGCAAGAAACAGAGACUGAAGCUACACCUGAUAGAGCAGUCUUCGUUGGAGAAUGCUUCUUGCCUUGGAAAGAAGUUCUUCCAAGAAAUGGUGAAUGGCUUCAAUAGAGAAUAGCCUUGGCUGACCCAUCUGGCAAAUGCCCUUCAAAGGUAUAAGGAAUGAUCAAGAUCUUCGCCAAGUGGAUUCCAGCAGGUUCUGAGAAAUCUAAGUUCAAUGAAGAUGGUUCUAAAAGAGAAGUGGUUGCUCCUGUUUCAGUUCCUAAUAAGAGAGAGCAGCAAGUUGGAGCAAAUGGCACACUUGAGAUCUUCCUCUAUGAUUAUAUCCACCCAGAUCUAAGCAUCAAUAUGCCGAAGGAGAAGUACUAUAUUGAAAUGUCUCUAGGGGGACCACAGAAGACCAAUCGAUCCCUUUAAGUAGAGGUCACUGAUGAUAUAAUCAAGGAGCCCCCAGUGCCUAAGGAACUCCGAUAUCUACUAUUCUCAGAUGUGAAAACCAUAGCAGUAGCAGAUGUGAAUAAAGACAGAAUCCUUACUUUGAAAAUAAUUGCUGUCAGCUCUAAGAAGGUGAUAGCUCAGAGUAUGAUUGAUAUCAGUCAGACAGCCGUACAGAAACCUAACUUAAAAAUAAGAAAGGGGAAUCUGCCAAUGACAAUUGAAGGUAAUGCAGCCACUGGUGUUCUAGAUAUGGCACUUAAAUUCAAGGAUCUAAGUGCUUAGCCAGUUGGUGCUCCUGCCAAUAAACCAGUAGUCAAUCAACAGUCGAUAUUACCAGCACAGAUUUAGUAAUAAUAAACUCAAGUAAAGCAAAAGGUUGAAGAAGUCAAACAAGUAUUACCUCAAUAGAUUAUCUAAAAAUAACCAACUCAAAUUGAAUAGUAGCAGCCAAAGAUUGAAAAAGAGGAGACAUUCCAAGAAAUAAAGAUAGGAGGCACUCAAGCGUUACCUGAAAACGACGAUUAGUUCGAUGAUGAUGAUUUCGAGGAGGAGUGA
Molecule: messenger RNA, 4446 nt
Organism: Stylonychia lemnae
Lineage: Eukaryota; Ciliophora; Spirotrichea; Sporadotrichida; Oxytrichidae
Source: the annotation of a GenBank genome assembly